CCCACGCAACCACAAAAAAGCUUGAGCUCAGUAAUGGAUAGCAUGAGCAAACUGGAGAGCUCGGGCAAAGCGCUGACCACGGCGACGACCUCCUGCUCCGGCCGAGAUCGCGGCGGCGCCCAUGUCCUCCUGGUGCCGCUGCCGGCGCAGGGCCACAUGAACCCGAUGCUCCAGUUCGGCCACCGCCUCGCGUACCACGGCUUCCGUCCCACGCUCGUCACCACCCGGUACGUCCUCUCCACCUCACCAUCCGCCGGUGAGCCCUUCCCCGUAGCGGCCAUCUCCGACGGCUUCGACGAUGGCGGCAUGGACUCGUGCCCGGACCCCGUGGAGUACUGCCGCCGGCUGGAGGCCAUCGGGUCCGAGACGCUGGCGCGGGUCAUCGACGCCGAGGCGCGGGCAGGGAGGCCCGUGGCGGUCAUGGUUUACGACCCGCACAUGUCGUGGGCGCGGCGGGUGGCGAGCGCCGCCGGCGUCCCGACGGCGGCGUUCCUGUCACAGGCGUGCGUGGUGGACCUCAUCUACGGGGAGGUGUGGGCGGGGCGCGCGCCGCUGCCGAUGACGGACGGGAGCGCGCUGCGGCGGCGGGGCGUGAUCGGCGUCGACCUCGGAGCAGAGGACCUGCCGCCGUUCGUGGUGGCGCCGGACCUGUACCCACAGUACCUCAAGGUGUCGAUCCGGCAGUUCGACGGCAUCGAGGACGCCGACGACGUCUUCAUCAACUCCUUCCGAGACCUUGAACCACAGGAAGCAGAGUACAUGGAGAGGACAUGGCGCGCGAAGACUAUCGGCCCGACGUUGCCGUCUUUCUACCUCGACGACGGCCGCCUGCCAUCCAACAAGACCUACGGUGUCAGCUUCUUCAGCAGCAGUGCACCAUCAAUGGAGUGGCUGGAUGAGCAGCCCACUUGCUCUGUCGUCCUCGCUUCCUACGGGACCGUCUACCGCCUCGACGCCAAUGAGCUAGAUGAGCUCGGCAAUGGACUCUGCGAUUCCGGCAAGCCGUUCCUCUGGGUCGUGAGGCCCAACGAGGUGGGAAAGCUAUCACAAGAUCUUCGUGGCAAGUGCAGUGAGAAGGGACUCAUUGUGUCCCGGUGCCCCCAGCUUGAGGUCUUGGCACACAAGGCAACAGGUUGUUUCUUGACACACUGCGGAUGGAACUCGACAACGGAGGCGAUUGUUGCUGGUGUACCGUUGGUGGCAAUGCCGCGAUCGGCAGACCAGAUGACAGCAGCAAAGUACGUGGAGAGCGCUUGGGGGAUCGGUCUGCGGAUGCUUUCUGAUGAGAAGGGCUGUCUGAGGAGGGAGGAGGUCGAGAGGUGCAUCAGAGAAGUGAUGGAUGGGGAGAGGAAAGGGGAGUACAGGCAGAAUGCGGCAAAAUGGAUGGACAAGGCCAAGGCGGCGAUGCAGGAAGGAGGGAGCUCAGAUAAGAAUAUUGCAGAGUUUGCAGCCAAGUAUUUGUCAGCUUAAAAGCAUAUUUAGGCAGACUUGUGUUAGCAGUUGGUGCAGACCAUCUGCUCAUUCAGCUCUGAUAUGUUCAGGAAGAAAUAGAGUUCUUUCAAUUUCGGCUCUUUGCCGUCCUAAUUUGGUAAUUACUUUUUUAUGGGAACUGUUGUCCAUCGUAAACUCAAAAUUCUUUGACCUCCUGCACAAUUGCAAAAAAGAAUAAUCCAAAGUUCACUGCGAACAAGGGCGCUUGCUAA
This is a messenger RNA of Setaria italica (foxtail millet), 1703 nucleotides long. Its product is annotated as crocetin glucosyltransferase 2. Gene Ontology annotation, molecular function: UDP-glycosyltransferase activity. The record is from RefSeq and is a predicted model, not a curated record. The coding region runs from base 34 to 1470 and encodes 478 amino acids. NCBI's taxonomy places the organism in Eukaryota, Viridiplantae, Streptophyta, Magnoliopsida, Poales, Poaceae. The transcript has 3 exons.